CCUUCCCUUCCCAGCCAAUCGCUCCGUCCCGUCCUUCCCGUCCCAACCAAUCGCUCCGCCCCGCCCUUCCCGUCCCAGCCAAUCGCUCCGCCGCGUCCUUCCCGUCCCAGCCAAUCGCUCCGCUCCAUCCUUCCCAGCCAAUCGCUCCGCCCCGUCCUUCCCUUCCCAGCCAAUCGCUCCGUCCCGUCCUUCCCGUCCCAACCAAUCGCUCCGCCCCGUCCUUCCCGUCCCAGCCAAUCGCUCCGCCCCGCCCAUCCCUUCCCAACCAAUCGCUCCGCCCCGUCCUUCCCCUCCCAGCCAAUCGGAGCGCAAGGGCUGAGGGCGGGAGGCGGGGCGCGGCAGCCUCCGCCACCACGUGGCGUCUGUCGUUUCCCGCGAGGGCGGCCGGACCCCGGGACCCCAUUAGGCAUUAAAAGUUGAGCAAACGACAGUGUCCGUAUUUAGAUUUCCAUCCCUUCGGAUGCCGUUGUCGAUAUGGAGAAGAUGGAGGAGCAGCUGGCGAACCUGCACAUUGCUAAACGUUCUUCAGUGACCAAAGAGCCCACUUACCUACUGGAAAUAGACAUAUCAAGACCUGCUCUCAAUGGCUUGGUGGCCGUUUCAUGUUCCAACAAAUCAAUUAGAUUAUACGACCAGCAGACACUGCACUUGCAGCGGGAGUUCAGCGUACACCCUGGGCUGCUUAGCGGAGUUAAGUUUGCCCAUUCAGGUGAUAAUUUAUUAUUUUCGGCAUGUUCGGACGGCACCGUAAAAUGCUGGGACACUCGCUUACCCGGUGAAGCUGAGGCACGGCUGUUCAAGGGUUACCCUUCGAACGUUUUCAUCAGCUUCGACAUCAGCUGCGAUGACCGCGUAGUUUGCGCCGGCACAGAGAAAGUUGACGACGACGCCUUAAUGGUAUUUUGGGAUGUAAGAGGCGGUACCAAAAGAGCCUCCCCAACCACACCCCCCCUAGGUGUUUAUUCAGAGUCUCACAACGAUGACAUCACUCAAGUCUGUUUCCAUCCUAACGACCCGAAUACGAUCGUUUCCGGAUCGACCGACGGACUGGUCAACGUGUUUGACGUCGGCCGGGACAACGAGGACGACGCCCUGACCGCAACCUGCAACUCCGACUCGUCCGUAAGUUUUAUCGGUUGGGCCGGGAAGGAUUUGAGACAGGUCUACUGCGUGACCCACGACGAGGGAUUCUAUUGGUGGGACCUUGCUCGUUUAGAUUCCGAUGAACCGAUAACCCGAUUGAGCAUCCAGGAUGUCAGAGAAGUGGCCGAUGUAAAAAAUGACCACUUGCACUACCUGAUUGGUGGAGUGUAUCACGAAAAGACCGAUCGACUGUUAGUUCUUGGAGGAACAAGCGCAGGAAAUGUGCACUUAAUGAGCUGUUGCACCUCUGGCUCCGGACUGCUCCACACGGGCAGCCUCCAAGGAGGACAUUCUGCUACCGUGCGUUCCUUCUGCUGGAACCCGGAGGGUGACUCUUUGCUGACUGGGGGAGAGGACGGUCAGCUGGUACUCUGGAAACCUGGCGCUGCCCAACGGAGCCCGGCCAAGAAGGGUGCCCUGAAAAUCGGUUCCACUGUGCAGCAGCGAGUCAGAGUUCACAGCCAAAACUCUUACACGGGCAAGAGAAAGUAAAGUUUAAAAAGGGGUUGCUUUUGUUUUCCGAGCAGAUUUAUUUUUAGGCAGAUUCAGUACGUGGACCUACUGGACCAUUUUAAAAUAACAGGCCUUUGUUUAACCUUGCCAUUCGGAUGACUCCCAUUUUACCUCGCAGCCAAGAGACAUGUUCCUGCUGUGUGUUUUGCCGUUUUUCUUGAAAAAGGACUUAAUAAACUUAAUAGAUAAUAUCUACGAAAA
Molecule: messenger RNA, 1857 nt
Organism: Ornithorhynchus anatinus (platypus)
Lineage: Eukaryota; Metazoa; Chordata; Mammalia; Monotremata; Ornithorhynchidae
Gene: WDR89
Product: WD repeat domain 89
Exons: 3
Coding region: 475-1635 (386 amino acids)
Molecular function (GO): protein binding
Source: RefSeq, a predicted model, not a curated record